CGGGCGGUGCUGCCCUCCCUCGGCGCGGGAGCAGCGGGGCCGGGCCGGGCCGAGCGGAGCCGAACCCAGGCGAUCCGGGCCGAGCGGAGCCGAACCCAGGCGAUCCGGGCCGAGCGGAGCCGAACCCAGGCGAUCCGGGCCGAGCGGAGCCGAACCCAGGCGAUCCGGGCCGAGCGGAGCCGAACCCAGGCGAUCCGGGCCGAGCGGAGCCGAACCCAGGCGAUCCGGGCCGAGCGGAGCCGAACCCAGGCGAUCCGGGCCGAGCCGAGCGGAGCAGAACCUCGGCGAUCCGGGCCGAGCGGGGCCGAGCGGAGCCGAGCCGAACCGGGCGAAGCCGAGCGUAGAGGCUUCGUUUGCUUUGGCGCUGCCGUCUCCGUUACCGAGGUCCCCUCCGUGUCCCCCCACCCUGCUGCACCAUGGCCUCCCGCAUCGGGCUGCGGAUGGAGCUGAUGAAGCAGCAGGCGCAGCAGGAGGCUGAGAGGGAGCGUGUGCAGCAGCAGAUGAUGAUGAACUACAUGCAGCAGCAGCGGAUGCCCGUGGCUUCCACCCCAGCCAUCAACACCCCUGUCCACUACCAGUCCCCACCACCUGUGCCUGGAGAGGUCCUCAAGGUUCAGUCCCACCUGGAGAACCCCACCACGUACCACCUGCAGAAGUCAAGGGACAAGAAGGUUCAGGCUUAUCUCUCUGAAACCUAUGGGAACAAGUUUGCUGCCCAUGUCAGCCCUGUCAGCCACUCUCCCAAACCGCCCCCUGCUGCCUCCCCUGGCGUCCGGCCCGGCCACGUUGUGUCCUCUUCAGCAGGCAACAGUGCACCCAACAGCCCCAUGGCCAUGCUCAACAUCGGCUCCAACCCUGAGAGGGAGUUUGAUGAGGUCAUUGAUGACAUCAUGCGCCUGGAUGAUGUCUUGGGCUAUAUGAACCCUGAAGCCCACAUGCCCAACACACUGCCAAUGUCCAGCAGUCACAUGAAUGUCUAUAGUGGGGACCCCCAGGUGACAGCCUCUCUCGUAGGUGUCACCAGCAGCUCCUGCCCCGCCGAGCUCACCCAGAAGAGAGAGCUCACAGACGCGGAGAGUCGAGCCCUGGCGAAGGAGCGCCAGAAGAAAGACAAUCACAACCUGAUCGAGAGGCGGCGAAGGUUCAACAUCAACGACCGCAUCAAAGAGCUGGGGAUGCUGAUCCCCAAGGCCAACGACCUGGACGUGCGCUGGAACAAAGGGACAAUCCUGAAGGCAUCUGUGGAUUACAUCAAGAGGAUGCAGAAGGACUUGCAGAGGUCACGAGACCUGGAGAAUCACUCCCGGCGUCUGGAGAUGACAAACAAGCAGCUGCUGCUCCGCAUCCAGGAGCUGGAGAUGCAGGCACGUGUCCAUGGGCUGCCCACCUCCUCGCCCUCGGGUGUCAACGUGGCUGAGCUGGCUCAGCAGGUGGUCAAGCAAGAAGCCAGCGGGGACGAGGGGACGCUGGAGCCUCUGCUGCCGCCCCCAGACCCCGAAUCGCACCCGGUGCUGCCUCCACCGCCCCAGUCUCCCUACCACCAGCUGGACUUUACCCACAGCCUGAGCUUCGAUGACGGUUCCCAGGGCUUCCCAGACAGCCUGGAGCCUGGGCACAGUGCUUCCUUCCCAUCCCUGUCCAAGAAGGAGCUGGACUUGAUGCUGAUGCAGGACACCAUGCUCCCCCUGGCCGCCGACCCCUUGUUCUCAGCCAUGUCCCCAGAGGCCUCCAAGGCCAGCAGUCGUCGCAGCAGCUUCAGCAUGGAAGAUGCAGACAUGCUGUGACCAGGGAGUUGCUCCAGUGCUGGAGGCAAGGACUGGACCUUGGAGUUUGGUUAGUGAAGUGAACAGGACACUCUUCUGCCAGGAGGAGCUCGUCCUGCAGCGCACUUGAAUCUACAUAGGAGUUCCUUUUCUCUAUGCAACGGGGGCCUCUGCUCAAGGCUCACCGGGUACCGCUGUGUCUUUUGCAAGCUUCUUUGUUUUUUGGCCAGGAGCUGGAGCAGUGUCUUUCUUGGCUUGCCAUGGCAUUGGUCUGACUGCAGAUUCCUCAGCCCAGGAGUGUGAUCUCAGCUGCUUUGCCUUUCAGCGAAACCCUCCCGGACUGAACCCUCUCCCCAGGCUGUUGGCUCAGAGCUGGAGCGGGCAGGAGCCUUUGAAGCCCUGGGAGGAGAGAGAUGAUGCUCAGAGCUUUGUGUCUGGCUUGUUGCCUCUUUGCUGUCCCACUCCAGGAGCCCACGUCCCCCAGGGAGUUUUCCCCAGUGGUGGCCUCUGAGCCCUGUGGAUGCUUCAUGGUUCUUCACGGCUUCUCCUUCCUCAGAGCACCCAGUGCCUCCAGGCUGCAAGGCCAGAGGGAGAAGAGAUGUUACUUGGAGCACAUUCAUUCACAGGGCACAGGGGAUGUUGUCUGAGGUUCUGAAUUUAGGUUGAGGCUUCCAAAACAGCUGGGACAGGCUGUUGGAUGCCCAGACAAGCCCCUGCUGUGACCUCCUCAUUUUCUGGGAGACCCUUUCUUGAGGUUUGGAGCACCCACCACCACCCCAAAACCUCUCUGGACAAGGGCUACGUGGUGCCAGGUGACCUUCAGCCUCCCUUGAGGUCCCUCUGCCCUGGAACACCAAGCUGGGGCUCUUCAGGUGGUUUUAUAAAGGGGUUUUAUACUUUUUAGCAGAGGGAAUACUUGCUGAAAGAGAAUGUCCUGCCCUCCUGCCCCACAUCUGGGCAUGGGGGUCUAGGCUCUGGCCAGGGACCAGGGAAUGGUUUGUACCAACUGCCAAACCUGAGCCACUGCUGUGCCUUUGGCUCAAGGGGUUUCUUUCCCUUCCCAGUGUCACCAGCUCGUUCCCCAGCCUGAAGGGCUUGGUGAUGGGGAGCUGCUUUGAGCUCUGCAGCAUCUGUGGCCUCCUCAGCCUGGCUGGUGGCAAGGAGGGAGCUGUGAAGGGACAGGGGACACUGCUCACAGGGAAAAUACUCCCCAGUUUCAGGGAGAGGAGGGGAGGCUGAGGAGAGUGGAUUCCUUUGCAGUGCCACACAGCAUUACCCACCCAGGCUGUGGGAGCUAUGGCUGGGUGGACAGGAGCCCAUGCAGGGAUGGGGGUCACUGGGAGCACCCCAUCCUGGACCAAGGAGGGGGGUUUGUUGUGGGAUUGGGACCGUGAGGGGAAAGCUCAGCCAAGGAAGAACAAGCUUGUUCCAUCAUGGCUGGAUUUGGGAUUGUGAGGUGGGGGACAGCCCUGGUGCCCCCCUGGAGAGGUGCCUGUGAGAUGUGAGGGUGCAGGGAAGUGCAGAAGGUGGGGAGGGGAGGGGGAAAGGAAGAGGAAGGACCUGUCAGAGGUGUCCUGGAGUGCUGGGGCAGGGCAGGGUCUGGCCACUGCCCACAGGGGUUCAGGGAAGGGUAUGAGGGGACAUGGGGGUGAGAGGCCCCAGGCAGCUGGGGUGGGUUUGGGGCUGGUUUGCCCUGAGUGUUCACAGAAGCCUUGGCAUCCUCAUGCACUGCCAUUAGUGCCUGUAAAGAGAAUAAUCUCCCCCUGGCAGGGAGGCAGCACCUCCAUUCCCUCCAGACACGAGGGAUCAGUGUGUCUGUGCACACCAGAGGAGCUGUGGGGGGGGAUGUCUCAGGGUGGGCACACAACCCCCAGCUCCCUUGGCACUGUAGGGUGGUUCUGCUGGGCCCUCACUGUGGUACAGGGCUGGCUGGGGCCCGUGCCCACUCUGUACUGGUGGGCAGAGGACUGUUUGCUGCUCAGCAUGAGAUGUGGCCUCUCCCCCAGCCCUGAGUAAACACUUGUGGAUUCUUUUUUGUUUAAUCUUUAUUUUUGGGGGGGUUCUUUGUUUCCUUUCCCUUCUUUGUUGUUUUUUUUUAAUGCACUGUGCUCUGAUUAAACAAUUUUACUACUGUUUUAUAAAGAAAUGUAUAAAAGAAUGAACUGGAAUGGAAGAAGAAUCAUUAAAAAUCUAU
Molecule: messenger RNA, 3957 nt
Organism: Colius striatus (speckled mousebird)
Lineage: Eukaryota; Metazoa; Chordata; Aves; Coliiformes; Coliidae
Gene: TFEB
Product: transcription factor EB
Exons: 9
Coding region: 417-1784 (455 amino acids)
Biological process (GO): positive regulation of DNA-templated transcription; regulation of transcription by RNA polymerase II; humoral immune response
Cellular component (GO): nucleus
Molecular function (GO): protein dimerization activity; RNA polymerase II cis-regulatory region sequence-specific DNA binding; DNA-binding transcription factor activity, RNA polymerase II-specific
Source: RefSeq, a predicted model, not a curated record